Scleropages formosus (Asian bonytongue) is the source of this 1783-nucleotide messenger RNA. RefSeq names its product ELAV like neuron-specific RNA binding protein 3 (gene elavl3). Gene Ontology annotation, molecular function: RNA binding. Gene Ontology annotation, cellular component: ribonucleoprotein complex. NCBI's taxonomy places the organism in Eukaryota, Metazoa, Chordata, Actinopteri, Osteoglossiformes, Osteoglossidae. The record is from RefSeq and is a predicted model, not a curated record. The transcript is spliced from 7 exons. The coding region runs from base 507 to 1607 and encodes 366 amino acids.
UCCCUUUGCGCAAUUAGCCAAUCGCAGCUCGCUCUGCCAGGCAGAAGGACACAUAAAAGAAGAGCAUUGCAGCACAGGCACCGAGGAGAGCGCAAGAGAAGCUGGGAAUUACACACGGAGCACGAGAAAGCUCGCCACACGGCUCUGGACACACCCUGCUGGGGAAACACGUCCUCUCUCCUUUUUUUUUUUUCCAUGAACUGUCGCCCACGCUGCUCCAAGAGAAAUCUCUCCUUCAUUACCAUCCUUGAGCAUCUUCCCCACACCUUUGGCCCCACGGAGGGCUGACUCCCCGUGAGAGCAAUUGGGGCUUUUUUCCUCUUUUUUACCAUUUAAUUUGGAAAUUCUGUUACCGCCCUCCUGUUCGCUGCUCACCUUGCAAUUAAGAAACAAAAGAAAUUAAUUUGAAAAAAUAAACAAGAACAACACCUGAAACAAAUCCAACCCGGGGCAUCAAGACCUACCAGUCAAAGGACCUAGAUCCCGACCAUCGCUGUGCAUCAAGAAUGGUUACUCAGAUAAUCAGCACCAUGGAAACUCAGGUGUCCAACGGUCCAACUGGAAACAGCCUUCCCAACGGCCCAGUGAUCAGUACCAAUGGCUCCACAGACGACAGCAAAACCAACCUGAUAGUGAACUACCUUCCACAGAACAUGACCCAAGAGGAGUUCAAAAGUCUGUUUGGCAGUAUCGGGGAAAUUGAGUCCUGCAAGCUGGUCCGGGACAAGAUUACAGGUCAAAGCUUAGGUUAUGGCUUUGUGAACUACGUGGACCCAAAUGACGCGGACAAAGCUAUCAACACCCUCAACGGACUCAAACUGCAAACAAAAACAAUAAAGGUGUCCUAUGCUCGCCCAAGCUCUGCCUCCAUUCGCGAUGCCAACCUAUACGUCAGUGGCCUGCCGAAGACCAUGAGCCAGAAGGACAUGGAGCAGCUUUUCUCUCAGUAUGGCCGCAUCAUCACUUCCCGUAUCCUGGUGGACCAGGUCACAGGUGUUUCACGAGGAGUGGGGUUCAUCCGGUUCGACAAGAGAAAUGAAGCCGAAGAAGCCAUCAAGGGUCUGAAUGGACAAAAGCCUUUGGGUGCAGCUGAGCCUAUCACCGUCAAGUUCGCAAACAACCCAAGCCAGAAGACAGGCCAGGCACUGCUCACCCAGCUAUACCAGACAGCUGCUCGUCGCUACACUGGCCCGCUGCACCAUCAGACCCAACGCUUCAGACUCGACAAUUUACUUAACGCCAGCUACGGAGUGAAGAGCUCCCUCUCUCUCCUUCCUAGAUUCUCUCCCAUCACCAUCGACAGCAUGACAAGCCUGGCCGGGGUCAACCUCACAGGCCCUACUGGGGCUGGCUGGUGCAUCUUCGUGUACAACCUGUCCCCUGAGGCCGACGAGAGCGUUCUCUGGCAGCUGUUUGGCCCCUUUGGUGCUGUCACCAACGUCAAGGUCAUCCGUGACUUCACCACCAACAAGUGCAAGGGCUUCGGUUUCGUCACCAUGACCAACUACGAUGAGGCAGCCAUGGCCAUCGCCAGCCUCAACGGCUACCGGCUGGGUGACCGCGUGCUGCAGGUCUCCUUCAAGACAAGCAAGCAACACAAGGCCUGAGAGAGAAAGGGCAUAUCUCACCCAUGUCUCGCCUUGCUGUCACCACUGCUCCAACCUGCAGAGGGAGCCAUUGAGCUUACGGAACGUUCACUUAAACCAUGGGCCGGGAGUGAGUUUCUUUCUCUCUCUCUUUAUCUCUCUCUCUCUCUCUCUCUCUCUCUCUCUCUCUCUCUCUC